This is a messenger RNA of Hypomesus transpacificus, 847 nucleotides long. RefSeq lists its product as uncharacterized. The coding region runs from base 90 to 734 and encodes 214 amino acids. The record is from RefSeq and is a predicted model, not a curated record. NCBI's taxonomy places the organism in Eukaryota, Metazoa, Chordata, Actinopteri, Osmeriformes, Osmeridae. The transcript is spliced from 3 exons.
UGGCUUUGCUCUAGAACGUCUAUUUGUGCUGACAGUCUUAUUAUAUACAGACGUUAACAUUUUACUGUUUGGUGUUUCAACUGACCACCAUGGCACUCUCUUACAGAAUGUCCUGGAUUUGUAUCCUGUUUGGAAGCUUCACAAGUUUUGCAGACCCACCAAAAAAGGGCUACAAAAGUGAAGCUGAUGACAAUUGGUGGCUGCCUUCUGAAGUCCCAUCGAACACUGGCAGUUCCUCUGACUCUGCAUUCACUAGCUAUCAUGCUGGAGGAGGACGAGUGCAGCAGAGACCAGUAAAAGGCCAGCAACAACCUAACCACCCACGCUUCUACAACUCCUUCAUGAACUUUGUUCAUUCCAACGCCCCUGGUUUGUUUUCCAGCAACCCACCAACCAAACAUUCAAAACCAGACAAGGGCAACUUUCUCCAUGCGCCACAACGGGUAACUCAAAUGCAGCGCCCUGGCAGUCAGGAGUCUCAACUCUAUCCACCCAUCUACGUAAAAAAGACUCAGCAUAAUUAUCAGCGUGGGAAAGUGUCCUUCUCCAAAACCCGUUACUCAUCUCAAGCAUUCCACAGCAAGGAUGAGGCUUCAGAUGAAUACAUGGUUCCACCUUGGUCUGUACAUGGACCACAACCUCCAAGUCAUGCCUGGUUUAGCUCUGACCUAUCUGACGAAACCAAAGACCAGCCAGUUGGUUGGGUAAGUUAUUAUAAGAUGAGACCUUACUGAGGUACUGUGCAUAUACUCUGCAUCUGUCAUGCUAGUUUUCCUUGAGGAUUGAUUCUGUUAGACUAUUCUAUGGGAGUAGCAUAUUCCACUUUGUGAACCAUUGAAAUAAAACU